This is a messenger RNA of Nannospalax galili (Upper Galilee mountains blind mole rat), 1047 nucleotides long. Its product is annotated as patr class I histocompatibility antigen, A-2 alpha chain-like. The record is from RefSeq and is a predicted model, not a curated record. Gene Ontology annotation, molecular function: peptide antigen binding; signaling receptor binding. The annotation marks the transcript as partial. Gene Ontology annotation, cellular component: external side of plasma membrane. Gene Ontology annotation, biological process: immune response; positive regulation of T cell mediated cytotoxicity; antigen processing and presentation of endogenous peptide antigen via MHC class Ib. The transcript has 5 exons. Lineage: Eukaryota; Metazoa; Chordata; Mammalia; Rodentia; Spalacidae.
CCCGAGCCCCGCGCCCCUGUCCGGGGUCUCACUGCCCCGACCCCCGACCCCCCAGGCUCGCACUCCAUGUUGUUUUUCUUCACUGCUGUGUCCCGGCCCGGCCUCGGAAAGCCCCAGUUAAUCAUCGUGUGGUACAUGGACGACAAGCAGUUUGGUAGGUUCGACAGCGACGGGGAGAAGCCGAAAGUGGAGCCGCGCGCGCGGUGGGUGGAGCAGGAGGGGUACUGGGACCUUCAGACACAGAGAGCCUUGAGACAAGCGCGGUAUUUCCGUGAGGGCCUGCACGCCCUGCGCGGCUACUACAACCAGAGCGAGGACGGUUCUCACACCCUGCAGAGGAUUCUUGGCUGCGCUGUGGAUUCCCAAGGGCGUCUCCUCCGCGGGUAUGAGCAGAUCGCCUACGACGGCAAAGACCACAUCGCCCUGAACGAGGACCUGCGCUCCUGGACCGCGGCGGACAUGGCGGCUCAGAUCACCAGGAGCAAGUGGGAGCAGGCUGGGGAGGCAGAGCUCAGGAGGGCCUACCUGGAGGGAGAGUGUGUGGAGACCCUCCUCAGAUACCUGGAGAACUGGAAGGAGACUCUGCAGCGCUCAGGUAAGCCGGGCUGCGGGAAAAUCCUCCAUCCACUAUUCCUGAGAGAUGUCGCCCUGAGGUGCUGGGCCCUGGGCUUCUACCCUGCUGACAUCACCCUGACCUGGCAGAGGGAUGGGGAGGACCUGACCCAGGACAUGGAGCUUGUGGAGACCAGGCCUGCAGGGGAUGGAACCUUCCAGAAGUGGGAAGCUGUGGUGGUGCCUUCUGGAGAGGAGCAGAGAUACACAUGCCAUUUGCAGCAUGAGGGGCUGCCUGAGCCCCUCACCCUGAGAUGGGAGCCUCCUCAGCCCACCAUCCCCAUCUUGGCAGUUGUGGCUGUCCUGGCUCUCCUUGGAGCUGUGGUCAUUGGAGCUGUGGUGGCUGUUGUGAGGAGGAGGAUGAACACAGAUUUGCAGUCACAGUUCUGGAAACUUCCUGGGGUCCAGGACUUCCCUGGUCUCACAGUUUUUCUU